Messenger RNA from Trichoplax adhaerens, 2112 nucleotides. RefSeq lists its product as uncharacterized. The transcript is spliced from 20 exons. The coding region runs from base 1 to 2112 and encodes 703 amino acids. The record is from RefSeq and is a predicted model, not a curated record. Gene Ontology annotation, molecular function: metal ion binding; ATP binding; methylcrotonoyl-CoA carboxylase activity. Gene Ontology annotation, cellular component: mitochondrion. NCBI's taxonomy places the organism in Eukaryota, Metazoa, Placozoa, Uniplacotomia, Trichoplacea, Trichoplacidae.
AUGAUUAGGCUUUUUUAUUUUAUCAUUCACCAAAACCAUCUUUUUAUCCCAAUAGAAGUCAAAAGAAAGAAGAUUUCCAAAGUCUUAAUAGCGAAUCGCGGUGAAAUUGCUUGUAGGGUGAUUAAAACUGCCAAAUCGAUGGGCAUUAAGACUGUAGCCGUAUAUAGUAGUGCAGACCAGGGGUCGAUGCACGUUGAAAUGGCCGAUGAAGCAUACUAUAUUGGUGAAGCACCAUCACGGGAUAGCUAUUUGCGGGGCGAUAAAAUUCUUGAUAUUGCAAAUUAUUGUGGAGCUCAAGCUAUUCAUCCCGGAUAUGGUUUCCUAUCUGAAAACGCGGACUUUGCUGAACUUUGUGAAUCCCAAGGGAUAGUAUUCAUCGGUCCGCCAGCAAGCGCAAUUCGAGAUAUGGGUCUUAAGAGCACUUCCAAGCAAAUUAUGGCGGAUGCUGGUGUCCCAAUUAUAGAAGGAUAUCAUGGUGAAGAUCAAGCGGAUGCAAAACUAAAGGAUGAGGCUAGUCGUAUCGGGUAUCCUGUCAUGCUAAAAGCCGUCUGUGGAGGUGGUGGAAAAGGUAUGAGAAUAGUCAUGAACGAAGGCGAAUUUGAUCAAGCUUUGGAAUCUGCAAGGCGUGAGUCGCUAAAGUCUUUUAAUGACGAUAAGAUGAUUGUUGAAAAAUAUAUUGAAGAGCCACGACAUGUCGAGGUGCAAGUGUUUGCCGAUCAACAUGGGAACGCAGUCUACUUGAGUGAAAGGGAUUGCAGUGUUCAACGAAGACACCAAAAAAUUAUUGAAGAAGCACCAGCCCCGGGAUUGUCAGAAAGUAUUAGGCAUGAAAUUGGAGCAGCUGCAGUGAGAGCGGCAAAGGCUGUAAAUUAUGUCGGUGCAGGUACGGUAGAAUUCAUCAUGGAUAAACAUAAGAAAUUUUUUUUUAUGGAAAUGAACACCAGGUUGCAGGUUGAACAUCCCGUUACAGAAUUGGUUACGAACACUGAUCUAGUAGAAUGGCAGCUGCAGGUAGCUUCCGGUAAAGAACUUCCCUUACUCCAAGGAGACAUUGAGCCAUAUGGACAUGCAGCCGAAGCAAGAAUUUAUGCAGAAGAUCCUAAUAACAAUUUUCUCCCAGGAGCUGGACCAUUAAGGCAUCUCAAGUUUCCUCUUAACUCAGAUUCUGUAAGGAUUGACACAGGUGUCACUCAAGGUGAUAAUGUUUCAGUGCACUAUGACCCUAUGAUUGCCAAGUUGAUUGUUUGGGGAGAAGAUCGUGAAUCGGCUUUACGAAAACUAGUCUAUUCUCUUAAUGAGUGUCAUGUGGUUGGAUUAAAUACGAAUCUAAGAUUCCUAACUGAUUUGGCUAGCCAUCCCGAAUUUAUUGCUGGAAAUGUUCAUACUGGCUUUAUUCAAGAGCAUGAAAAUUCGCUCUUUGAGUCUACCAAGUCGGUACUUUCGUGCGAUCAGUCGGCUUUGGCUUGUUUGAGUUUAUUAUUAUUCGAACAGAAAGACGGCUUAUUAAGGGAUAUGUUCAUUUCACAAGACCUAUAUUCUCCUUGGAAUUCAACGUCUGGACUCAGAUUCAAUACCCUUUAUUCAAAAUCGGUUACGUUAAUGGAUGGUGAAAGCGAAAUGAACUUUUUAGUUACCUAUAACCGUGAUGGCAGCUAUUCUAUUAAGCUUUCUGACACGUUAGAAAUGGAAGUAGCCGGCAAGAUAUUUGAUGCCGAAGACGACGAUACUAUUUUCAUAAAUGCGGUCGUCAAUGGAGUGAAGCAUACUGCUAGCGUAGUGCGCUAUAACGACUGCCUUCACAUUUUUACUGCUGAUGACUCGUUUAAAGUUCAAGUUCCCCUACCUAAAUUUGUGACAAUGCAACAAGAUAGUGCAAUUACUGGUGCUGGGACUGUUGCACCUAUGACCGGCGCCAUCAUUAAGGUCUUGGUAGAAAAUGGCCAGAAGGUCGAGGCAGGCGACGUCUUAAUGCUCAUUGAGGCCAUGAAAAUGGAACACAAAAUAGUGUCGCCUAGAUCGGCAACCGUAAAGACAGUGUUGUUCCAGGAGGGUGAUUCAGUGGAGAAAGAUCAAUCACUGAUUAUUUUCGAAGAAUCUGAAGACAAUGAAUAA